ACCAUCAAAUUGAAUCACAACUCCAUUUUGAAAUAUAUUUUAAAGAGAAAGGAAAGCGUCAACCGUUUUAUGAGUACUAAAACAAAAUGUUAUUUAGUUUUUUAUCAAAAAAAUGAGUUUUAUUUUCGUCAUGGAUUACAUAAAGAUUUUGCUUCUAGUUUUUGCAUUAAUAUACCUCAAUGAUGCGGUUAAAGUUAACAUGCAAGGAUCAGUCAGCUUCGGUAAAGAAGUAAUAGAUACAAUAUCACAUUACAUGCGGAGACAGGGCGCGGGCGCCACGACAUCGGGGCGACGGUCGAUGCCUUUCUCCAAAGAACACGAUGUUCUUUACAUCAUUAUCAAAUCAGCAUACUUGUGUCGAGACCUCCGGUUUUGUGAGGGUAAAUUAGAGCAAUUCCUAAAUGAGUACAUCAUGGUACAAACGAAAUCAAUAGAAACCAUUUUUGAAGGAAUCUUCAACCACAAACACAUGACUCACGAACAAGCGAGAAAGGAACGGUUGUUCUUUGAAGAAGAAUUGAAGAAAGGUUUACGAGAAAUUAGGAAACUACUCAAACACAUGACUAUGAAAAUGAGAUCAGAAAGCAGUACUUACUUGUGGAUUGAAGUUAUUAAAAAAAUAAGUGUUAUGUUCCAAACGGCAGCAAUUUUAUUAGCUGGGGAAAGACUUGAGGGCAAGCCGGAGGAGAUAGAUGAGGUUAAGAAGAAACUAACCCAGAAGCUGGUCAUAGCCACUUCUAUAGUCGAGGGAAAGUAUGAGAGCAAGCUAUGUUCACAAUACCACGUCUGUGUCAAAGCUUUUGAAGUCACGAAGGCACUGGAGACUGUACUAGGGUCUUUUAAAGACAUGGAUGAGGAAAGUGCGAAAAUAUUCAUCCGGUACGUUUCCGAAAGCCUGAUGGAGACCAAAUUAUAUUCUCAUUUAGCCGAAGUUACCUCUAAUGAGCUGCAGAUUAUACUGAACGAUAUGGCGUAUUCUGAUAGCGUGUCAGCGAAAGAAGUAUUGCUGUCGAUACACAAAGCUGUAGAAGACAGACUGAAUGCGUUACAUAAGAAGACUCACAUGGUGAACGGGAGAGAUGUGGAGUUAGUUCAUGUAAUAUUGUCAGAUAUGGAUCAUGUGUAUGGGAAAAGCAGCUUUGAUCCGUUCCACGAGUUCAUGAAGAGUUUCUUCAGCUGGACCCGGACGAGAACCCGAUUAGGUGGUCCGAUUCGCAGUCUGCUUAAAGAUUUGGCAGAUGCCUUGAGUUACCUCCCCGAAGAUUUGAGUUAUAAACUUAUCAACGAAGUACGAACGUUUUUAGAAAUCACAGUUGAUCCGGAAUACUGAAAUUAAAUAGUUUUUUUAUU
Molecule: messenger RNA, 1350 nt
Organism: Spodoptera frugiperda (fall armyworm)
Lineage: Eukaryota; Metazoa; Arthropoda; Insecta; Lepidoptera; Noctuidae
Exons: 2
Coding region: 113-1330 (405 amino acids)
Source: RefSeq, a predicted model, not a curated record